GAAACCAGCGUCAGACUGCGGACGAAGUCAAGUAUUCGCUUUUUCUCGCUUCAAGGGGAGGAUUAACAAAUUAGCCGAUGGCUCCACUGAUGGAAUGCAGCCCGUUUACUCUGCUGGUGGUGUUUCUAACUUUUGUUCCUGUUGGGGCAGAAGGAAAAGGGCAAAUGUUACAAAGACGGAAAAGAGAAUGGAUCAUAGCUCCCAGACAGUUGUAUGAGAACAAUGAUUACACCGGCUUGGAUUAUAUUGCUAAAAUUCUUUCAGAUAAGAACUAUACAAAGAUAUUUUAUUAUCUAACAGGGCCUGGUGUUGACCAGCCCCCUGUAGGUAUAUUUGAUAUCAACCAUGAAACUGGCUUUGUGAAAGUCCUUUCAAUUCUGGACCGAGAGAAUAUCCCCUUCUAUCACUUAAAAGGUAUUGCAAAGUUUGCAAACGGGGCCAGAGCUGAAAAGGAUAUAAACCUUAACAUCACUGUUUUGGAUGUGAAUGACUGCACACCAGUCAUUAAAGCACAACAAGUCGGAUUUGUCAAUGAAUCAAGUGCAACAGGUACUGUUGUGAUGAAAGUUAUAGCUACUGAUGAUGAUGAACCGAACACUCCUAACUCCCAGAUCUACUACAGCAUUGUGGAGCAGAGUAGCACAGCUGGGAUGUUCUACAUCAACUCUCAGACUGGGGAGGUCCAGGUUCGACGGAACACUCUCGAUAGGGAGAGACAAGAUACAUACACGUUGACCAUACAAGCCACAGACAUGAAUGGACAGGCCUCAGACUUGACUGGAGAGUUCACAAGAAACACAGGAACCGGACAAAUUGUAAUCAAAAUUCAGGACAUAAAUGACAACAUUCCAACCCUGGAGAAAGAAUCGUAUGAAGGGAGUGUGAAGGAGAACACUAUCAAUAUGGAAGUGAUGAGGAUCAAAGCCAUUGACAUGGAUCUGAUUCACACUGACAACUGGCUGGCUAUGUUCAAAAUUAUCUCAGGGAAUGAGGCCGGCUAUUUCAGCAUCACUACUGAUUCUAAGACCAAUGAAGGAGUUAUCAUGAUUCACAAGGCUUUGGACUAUGAGGAACAAAAGAUGGUCAACUUGCAAGUGGCUGUUUCAAACAAAGCGGCGUACAGUUUUGGCAGCGGGUCUAUGCCGGCGCCCACAACCCCAAAAGCCUACAGUGUCAAUAUCAAUGUGAUCAAUGAGAAGGAAGGCCCCCGAUUCCAACCAAGUGUCAAAGUGGUGGCUCUCUCUGAGGACCACAGUACCGUCUCCAUCAAUAAGGUCAUCGGCAACUACGCUGCCAUUGACAGUGACACGCUAAUGAAAGCCACCAACGUGAGGUAUGCUAAAAUCAAAGAUGAUGACAACUGGUUGAUUAUUGAUGAAAAUACAGCAGAUAUCAAGCUGAAUAAACUACCUGACAGAGAGUCCAAGUUCUUGAUCAAUGGAACAUAUUAUGCCAAAAUGAUAUGCAUCACCAAGGAUCAUCCAUCAAAAACUGCCACAGGGACCAUUGCCAUCCAGGUGGAGGACUUCAAUGACCACUGUCCGGAACUGACCUCUACAACUCAGACCAUGUGCUUCGAGGAUCACGUGAUCUACGUCACAGCCGUAGACAAAGACGAGUACCCCAACGCUGCACCGUUUGAGUUCACUGUGAUUCAGGGGAGCAAAAAGGAGCAAUGGACAGUGGAGCAUCUUAAUGAAACCACAGCCAUUCUGCGAGACCAAGCCAGUUUGUGGGCAGGCACAUACAAAGUGGCAAUUGAGGUGAAAGACCAGCAAGGAAAGUCGUGUGAUGAUGUUCAGAUGAUGGACAUAACUGUGUGUAAUUGUGAUGCCAGAACUAAAGACUGUAGGCCGCGCACUGCAAAGACUGCAGCAUUUGGAGCUUCAGGUAUCCUGCUUCUGCUCCUGGGACUGCUGCUUAUGCUAUUGCUGCCCCUGCUGUUGCUGUUCUGUCUGUGUGGAGGUACAGCAGCUAUUGGAGAUUUCAAGUCGAUUCCAUUUGAUACAAAACAACAGCUCAUCUCAUAUCACACCGAGGGACAGGGAGAAGACAGGGACGUUCCUCUUCUACAUGUGCCAGCGGAACUUGAUCUUGGCACAAUAAAUGUUAAAAACAACAACACCUACAUGGGAAAGGGGUACUCAGGAGGACUGAUUGAAUUAGGAGGUGCAGCAGGUGGAGCCGGUGCCCUAAACACUUCCAUCUUGACAGGCGAGAACAUGGACCUGUACAACCAAUAUCACCAUUCCAGUGGGCAGGUGGGGAUGGACUACAUGGAUGCUGGGAUGAUGACAGGACAAGGACAGCAGUUCUCCCAUUACAGGUCUGGUGCCUUUGAUGGGAUGGCUCUAUCUGAUCAUUACCUGGGGGAUUAUUAUUCAAGUAAAUCCAACCAUGCUACUCAACAGUCCCAGCAGAAGGACAGUUUUCUGGUCUAUGACUAUGAAGGUCAGGAGUCCCUGGCAGGUUCUGUCGGCUGCUGCAGCCUUCUUGAGAAUGAGAAUGACCUUGCCUUCCUCAAUGACCUUGGGCCUAAAUUUAAAACCUUGGCUGAGAUUUGUCAGGGGUCAACCUUGGCGACUGAGUCGGUGGAUGCACAUGUUUCAUUCACUCAACCCAGACCAGUGUCUCCUGUCUGGCCCUCCACCUCCACCCACACACAUGUCAGCUCUCACACAGAGACAAUCAGGGACAGGGACCACGUGAACAUCAACACCUCCAAUGUGGCGUCUGGUUCCUCCACCAUCAUGCAGGAGGAGCGAAUCACUGAGAGAACCCAGGGUUCAGCCACUGCUCCCAUGGUACACGUCCAAGACAACCUUGUGAUUCCCAGUCAGACGCUGCUCGUACAGCAGCCCACUAUGUACUAUGCUGCCGCUCCCAUGUAUGUAGUCGAGCAAAAUCCCCAAAUGGUGCUUGUGGCAGGGGGGACCCAGCAGGCGGUAGGUCAAGGGGGCCAAGUUGGAGUUAGUCAGGGGCUGGUGCAGGUUGGUGGACUGCAAGGAACUCAGGGGCUGGUGCAGGUUGGUGGACUGCAAGGAACUCAGGGGCUGGUGCAGGUUGGUGGACUGCAAGGAACUCAGGGGCUGGUGCAGGUUGGUGGACUGCAAGGAACUCAGGGGCUGGUGCAGGUUGGUGGCAUGCAAGGUAGUCAGGGUGUGGUCCUUGUAGAAAGGCAAGUAGGAAUGGGUGGAGUGACGGGGCAGGUAGCUCAAGGCAUUUCACAAGGAACCCUCUCCAGGUCUAGGCAAGUGUUUGUGGUGGAGAAUGGGUCCUCAGGUGGGCAGCAAGGUGCAAGUUUAGCACAAGGCUUUGUUCAGACAGGACAUGGGAAUGCAGAGCAGGGUUUUUCAUUGGCUUCUCAAGAUUCUACAGGAUCAGAUGAGUUUGACGUUGGUCUGAGAGCCACACCCAAAUUACAAGGAAGCCAGAGAGUGGUUGUGCAACGUAAGAAGGUCUCAGUCACUGAGAGAAAUAUUGAAUCUAGUACGAGAGCAUAAAACAGCCCUUUUGUUUAGCAUAUUCACUAAUGUCACACUUGAUUCGAUAUAUACUGAAAUAUAUUUCAGUAUAGUAAAAUGUAAUACUGUAUAUGAAUACAUGAUCGUUCAUACAGAUGGACAGAUUGUGAUAAAUUGUGGUAAAACUGGUAAAAGGAUAGUUUAGUCUGCAGGACCAAUUCUGCAUGUCCUCAUAUAGUCAUAACACCACUCCCUAAAGUAGUUAACACGUGGUAUUGACUAUGUGACUAUCGUGGCUACGGAAAGCAUUGGAUUUCCAUACUAAUGCUGUUAUUUCAGGCACAAAACUAGAAGGGCUUUGGGGUGGGAGCAGUUAAAGUAAACAUAAGUAGUAUUUUGGAAAACAAAAAAUACAAACCUCUGACCUUAUCUCCUAACCAAUGGGAAAGUGAAAAAAAGCAGACUACAAACAGAAAGAUUACCCGCCCCUACAGCUCUAAUUGUCAGUGUCAGCUAGAUUAUGAUCCACUUAUGUACUCCUAAAGUCCCACAAGGUUAUUAUAAUGGAUGUGAAAAAAUAAAUAUCCCAGCACCAGGCAAAUAGUCAUGUCAUUGGUACGGAUUCAAAUCUUACUUUUUGCUCCUGAAGAUUAGAACAACACAUAAUCCUUAUCUUAAAUCACUUGCACAAAGCUCCGUUAAAACGACUAUAAUUAUAGCGUAAAUCGUUAGUCUUGACACAUUGAAUUAUUUUGAAAGUCGCUAUAGUAGAGGUAGCGACUAUAAUGUUGCAUUAAUCCAUAAAGGCUGAACACCAGAUUCAGUGCUCUGAGUAGAACAUUUUCAUAGUGUGUUGUUUUUCUUAAAGUUGGCUUCGGCUGUUUUUUUGUAAUAUUCUAGCUUUAGCCAUGCCAUUAGCCUUUAUGCAACCUUUUAGAUUGUUGAGCCUAGUUAUACUGUAACUAAUCAAGAGAUGAUAUAUGAAUGACUACUGCUUGGAACAUAUGUAAAUGCUGUUUAGAGACGAGAAGUGUUUGAAGGAGAUAGUGUACCAAGAAGGGAGAUUACUGUUUUUAUCAAUAGAUAACAUAGUCACCACAGAUUGUAAGCCACCGAAGAGAACACAAAAAAAUAUAUAUUUGUUAUUGUUGCACUCUUUUUCUUUGUAAUAUUUCUACUGAAUGUGUGUUUUUAAAUUGUGCUUUUCUAAUAAGACAAGUGUUAACUCCAAAAGUGCCAAUUCUCUAAAACAGAUGUACAUUAUAGCUGACGAGCCUAUUUUUAUGAAUAUAUAUGUUCUGUAACUAUCAGAUUGGCUUUUAAUAUGUAAUUGUUAUUUUGUGUCUGUGUGUCUGUGUGUCUGUGUGUGUGUGUGUGUGUGUGUGUGUGUGUGUGUGUGUGUGUGUGUGUGUGUGUGUGUGUAACAUGAGUUGAGUAUGUGGAAAGGCAGAGUAUAAGGAUGAGCUUGCCAAGCACUGAAAACACAGUAGAAUGUUUGUUAUCGCUCUGCUUGCUAUAGAUGUGUUUGUAUUCCCAUCUUUAGUUUCUAAUAUGCUGUAUGAUUAUUGCAUACUGUAUAUUGCUUAAGAGCAGGGCUGGGCUUAAACAUUGUAGGAUUUGAUAAUGAGGAUGUCUCAUUGUUCAAAGUUUCGCAUCUUCUGUCGUAAUAAAAUCAA
Anoplopoma fimbria (sablefish) is the source of this 5140-nucleotide messenger RNA. RefSeq names its product desmoglein-2-like protein. Gene Ontology annotation, cellular component: plasma membrane; desmosome. Gene Ontology annotation, molecular function: calcium ion binding. The coding region runs from base 78 to 3503 and encodes 1141 amino acids. NCBI's taxonomy places the organism in Eukaryota, Metazoa, Chordata, Actinopteri, Perciformes, Anoplopomatidae. Gene Ontology annotation, biological process: homophilic cell-cell adhesion. The transcript has 14 exons. The record is from RefSeq and is a predicted model, not a curated record.